AUGAACGUUUUGGGGGUCUGUAAUUCAAAUCUUGACGGUAUCAUCUCAAGGAGUGGGGAGGAUUACGCUCUAAGAAAGCGGAAGAAUACCGUUGACAUCAUGAAUGAAGGAAUUGAGCAGAGUCUUAGAGAAAGUGCAGGGCAUCAGCAGGCACAUGACCAGGCAACUAAGGGGGAGCCAUCUGCGAAGGGUGCUGUUGGCAGCAACUCUGCUGCUAAGAAGAAGGCUAAAAGGGUCGAGUUCAACAAUGAUGAAGCUAUAGCGAAUGUUGUGUCUGAGCUUGGUGGUUUGAAGCAUGUUAUUGACAAGGCUGUAGAAGCUCUUGGAUCCAUACUAGGUGAUGAAGAUAAUGACAGCAGUAAGCAAGCUACACUAAUGGCUUUGAUUGGAAAAAUUGAUGGACUAACACGAUGCCAAGUCAUUGAUGCUGCAAUUGCUCUAGUGGACAAUGAAUCGAAGACAAAACUCUUUUAUGCUCUUAAGAACGAAGAGGACCGCUUCUAUUUUGUUAAGAGUCUACUAAGUUGA
Linum trigynum is the source of this 528-nucleotide messenger RNA. Lineage: Eukaryota; Viridiplantae; Streptophyta; Magnoliopsida; Malpighiales; Linaceae. The record is from the annotation of a GenBank genome assembly.